Messenger RNA from Astyanax mexicanus (Mexican tetra), 1396 nucleotides. RefSeq names its product epithelial membrane protein 3a (gene emp3a). NCBI's taxonomy places the organism in Eukaryota, Metazoa, Chordata, Actinopteri, Characiformes, Acestrorhamphidae. Gene Ontology annotation, cellular component: plasma membrane. The transcript is spliced from 5 exons. Bases 207 to 710 code for a protein of 167 amino acids. The record is from RefSeq and is a predicted model, not a curated record.
UUUUCCCUCAAAAAUAAGAGAGCGGAGAGAGUGAGUAAGAAAGAAAGGGGGAGGGGAGUGGCAUCUGGGUGAAGGAGUGAACCAUACAGAGAGAGAGAGAGAGAGAGAGAGAGAAAGGGGGGACCAAAAAGAGGAGGAGAGAGGGAUACACUUCUCAGAUUUGGAAGAUUUCCCUUGAGCUUCAAAACACUGAAGAACCGGAAACAAUGGCUUUCUUAUUAAUGACAGUGACAGUGCUGCAUUUGAUCACCCUGGCCAUGCUGUUCAUCGCCACCAUGGAGAAGUCGUGGUGGACGCUAGACGAUGUGGAGAACGUAGAUCUCUGGCAUAAGUGCAUACACGACAACAACACAGAUACAUGGCUGUGUGCCUCUACUACAGAAAACGAAUGGCUUCAGUCAGUGCAGGCCCUCAUGGUCCUCUCAGUGGUCCUCUGCUCCAUCUCCUUCCUGGUGUUCCUGGGUCAGCUCUUCACCAUGUCUAAAGGAGGACUCUUCUACUUCACUGGUCUCUGCCAGGUCUUUGCAGGUCUGUCAGCGUUCGCUGCUGUCCUCAUCUACACCUUCCAGCGGGAGGAGAUCCUACAGGACAUCCGGGACCCGAGCAAGGGCCGGUUCGGCUACUGCUUCAUCCUGGCCUGGGUGUGUGUGCCGCUGCUCCUCUGCAGCGGGGUGCUGUACAUGCACCUGAAGAAGAGUGUGAAAGCUUAAACUGGGACAGAGACUAAACUGUACUUACGCUGGAUAAUCUGCUUUCCAUUAGUCCAACUGGACACUUUAUACACAUACUCUCUAAUGCUUAUAGGCACGGGGGGAUCCUGUGCUCGGGACCACCAAUAGAGACUCAAGCUGACUGGUCUGCUGACAUUUAAAGACAUACUGCAUGGAGCUUGUGCUUCAUAAUAUUUACUGGCUUGAUGCAAAAGAUGCUUGAUGCUUAUCUAGUGCAGAAUAAGCUGUGCAUCCCAAAAAAUAAUAUACACAGUAAUUGUGCGAUCCACAAUUACUGUGUAUAUAUUUCACAUAAUGGAAUAAUUGUAUCUACUACACAGAGCAAUCUGACACUGUAUCCAUGUUAAACUCUGGGCUUGUGCAUUGCAUGCUGGGUACACAUGUUUUUUUUAAGCUGUGUAACUUUAUCACCUCUCUAUUGUUUUCAGUAUUAUACAAUCUGACCCCUGUUAUGAAACUGUAUAGUACUGUAUGGCAGUUCAGGUGUAGCUGUCUUUGCUGUUUCUGAAGACAUUUCUCUGUUAAACAGUAUGCCAUCCAUUGCCUAUGUAUGAUUUUCUGCAUAUUUUUUUAUAUAUUUCAGUGAUUAAUCAGCUCAUCGAUAUGUAAAUAUACUGUAUGUUCAUGUAUAAGAAAAGUGCCAUAAAUCUGAAUUUACACCGGUU